UGUAAUUUACUCAAAAGCCAAAGUAACCAAACUAAAAGUUUUACAUAUCCCCAGAGGAAAAAAAAAAAAAACAGUUCUUUUUCUUUUACUUCUGAAACACUUAAGAGAGCUUUCCUAAAGUAUCCUCUUAGCCCAUCCUAAUACUUUUUCUUUUGCCCAAAAUGGCCCCUGAGAUUCCCGUAAACUCGGCCUAUGUAUCCGAAAAGGCGUAUCAAGCACCUCCAACGAGAGCUUAUGUGACGUUUUUGGCAGGAAAUGGAGACUACGUGAAGGGAGUGGUGGGAUUAGCAAAGGGUUUGCGUAAGGUCAAAAGUUCUUAUCCUCUUGUUGUUGCUAUGCUGCCUGAUGUGCCUGAGGAACAUAGAGAGAUAUUGAGGUCUCAAGGCUGCGUUGUGCGUGAGAUCGAGCCUGUUCACCCUCCAGACAACCAAGUCGAGUUUGCCAUGGCAUAUUACGUUCUCAACUACUCAAAACUUCGUAUUUGGAACUUUGAAGAGUACAGCAAGAUGAUAUACCUUGAUGCCGAUAUCCAAGUCUUUGACAAUAUCGAUAACCUCUUCGAUUUGCCUGAUGGGUACUUUCAUGCCGUGAUGGACUGUUUCUGUGAGAAAACAUGGAGCCACUCGCUGCAGUAUUCCAUCGGGUAUUGUCAACAGUGCCCGGAGAAGGUCACAUGGCCGGAAGAUAUGGAAUCUCCUCCUCCACCUCUGUAUUUCAACGCCGGUAUGUUUGUGUUUGAGCCUAGUCUUUUGACUUAUGAGAGUCUCCUUCAGACCCUGGAGAUCACACCACCUUCACCUUUUGCAGAACAGGAUUUUCUCAAUAUGUUCUUUGAGAAAGUUUACAAACCGAUCCCUCUGGUAUACAAUCUGGUUCUGGCUAUGCUUUGGCGUCACCCUGAGAACGUGGAGCUUGAGAAGGUCAAGGUUGUUCAUUACUGUGCAGCUGGAUCCAAGCCAUGGAGGUACACUGGAGAAGAAACUAACAUGGACAGAGAAGACAUCAAGAUGUUAGUUGAUAAAUGGUGGGAUGUAUAUAAUGAUGAAACUCUCGAUUUCACAUCAAAAAUCCCUGCAGAUGUGGAAGAAACCGUUACAAAAUCGAGCAUCCUAGCUUCGGUACUCGAACCGGAAAUUACCUUCUUUCCUGCACCUUCCGCUGCUUGAGAUGUCUUGCAGGAAAGGGCACAAACUAGACUUGGUUUGUUCCUCUAUCUAUUUUCGUUUGAUACACGUAAACAUAGUUUGAAUUAGUAUAAAAGAAGAUAAGGAAACCUUGGUGAACUGGAUCACAGUUCUUAGCUGCCCUUUCUCGACCCGAGAGGUUUUCAAUUUGUGUGUAAGGUGUUAAACUACUAAUGAAAUAAGUAUUUGUAACGCUAUAUUUGUGUACAGACAACACUACAAAUGUUCAAUUUGUUAAGCCUAGUAAUUACAAGGGUGACCUA
This is a messenger RNA of Camelina sativa (false flax), 1447 nucleotides long. RefSeq names its product galactinol synthase 4-like. NCBI's taxonomy places the organism in Eukaryota, Viridiplantae, Streptophyta, Magnoliopsida, Brassicales, Brassicaceae. The record is from RefSeq and is a predicted model, not a curated record. Gene Ontology annotation, molecular function: glycosyltransferase activity.